CGGCGGCGGCGGAGGCUGCGGCGGCGACCGUGGCGGAGGCUGUGGCGGAGGCCUCCGUAGCGGAGGCGGAAGCAGAGGUGGAGGCUGAGGUGGAGGCCGAGGCCUCAGUAGAGGAGGCAGUGGCGGAGGGCACCCGGGGGGAGGUGGCGGCCGCCCUGGCAGAGGGGAAGGAGGCGGGGGCUGCCCUGGCGGCAGUGGUUGUGGAGGCUAGCGCGGCUGAAGCUGCCUGCGCCGCCGCCGCCGCCGCCGCCGCCGCCACUGCAGCAGCAGCAGCAGCAGCAGCAGCAGCAGCAGCAGCAGCAGAGGCUGCGGCGCCCUCCUUGGGGGAGGCGGACGCGGAGGGGGACGCGGAGGCGGCGGCGGCGGCGGCGGCUGCAGCCGCGGAUGCGGAGACCAGCAGGGUCUCCGAGGGGAACCCAGACUUUCCUAUGGCGUCGCUGUACGUGGGCGACCUGCACCCUGAAGUGACAGAAGCAAUGCUCUACGAGAAGUUCAGCCCGGCCGGGCCCAUCCUUUCCAUCCGCAUUUGCAGGGACAAGAUCACCCGCCGCUCGUUGGGCUACGCGUACGUCAACUACCAGCAACCGGUGGACGCCAAGCGGGCCCUGGAAACCCUGAACUUUGAUGUCAUCAAGGGCAGGCCCGUGCGCAUCAUGUGGUCCCAGCGGGACCCCUCGCUCCGCAAGAGUGGGGUGGGCAACGUCUUCAUCAAGAACCUGGGCAAGACCAUCGACAACAAGGCGCUGUACAACAUCUUCUCGGCGUUUGGCAACAUCCUCUCCUGCAAAGUGGCCUGCGACGAAAAGGGGCCCAAGGGCUACGGGUUUGUGCACUUCCAGAAGCAGGAGUCCGCAGAGCGGGCCAUUGAUGCGAUGAAUGGCAUGUUCCUGAACUACCGCAAAAUUUUCGUUGGGAGAUUCAAGUCGCAUAAAGAACGAGAAGCCGAAAGGGGAGCCUGGGCCAGGCAGUCCACCAGUGCUGACGUCAAGGAUUUCGAGGAAGACACCGAUGAGGAAGCCACCUUGCGAUGAAGACAUGCCAGGAGCCAGUCAGCCAGCAGAGCCAAAUCUUGGCUCCCACCCGGUUUACAACUCCCCUCUUUGCCCCCUAACCCACCAGCAGUGUAUUGUAUUGUACUGGGAGUGCAGGUCUCUCUCCUCUCUCUCUCUCUCUCUCUCUCUCUCUCUCUCUCUCUCUCUCUCUCCCUCUCUCCUCUUCCCCCCCUCUUCCUCUCUUCCUCUUUCCUUUCAUCCCCUCCUCCUCCUCUUCCUCCCUCCUUCCUCUUCCUUCUGUCUUCCCCACCUCUCCCUUCCCCCCACACCCACCAAGGGCGUUGUGAAUAAUCUUGCUAAUCUGUGCCACUUGAUAGAUUAUAGGCUGCCUUUUCUCCUUGUGCUUUGGUUUAAAAAGCACUUCAUUCUCGCUUCCUUCACUACACGGGUGAUACAAUUUCAUGGUAGAAACAUCAGAAAGGAGAAGGAAAUCAGAUGAGGGAAAACCCAGAGAGUAAUUGUUCCCCAUGAUUCUACUACCCAGAGGCAACCACUUUUUCGUGUGCUGUUUUUCCAGGCUCUCCUCUCUCCCUCUUUCUCCCUCCCUCUCUUCCUCACUCCCCACCCCCACCUUCCC
Molecule: messenger RNA, 1629 nt
Organism: Acinonyx jubatus (cheetah)
Lineage: Eukaryota; Metazoa; Chordata; Mammalia; Carnivora; Felidae
Product: polyadenylate-binding protein 1-like 2
Exons: 1
Coding region: 429-1031 (200 amino acids)
Cellular component (GO): cytoplasmic stress granule; cytosol; ribonucleoprotein complex
Molecular function (GO): poly(A) binding; mRNA 3'-UTR binding; poly(U) RNA binding
Source: RefSeq, a predicted model, not a curated record